Penicillium bovifimosum is the source of this 780-nucleotide messenger RNA. RefSeq names its product HAD family hydrolase. Lineage: Eukaryota; Fungi; Ascomycota; Eurotiomycetes; Eurotiales; Aspergillaceae. The record is from RefSeq and is a predicted model, not a curated record. The coding region runs from base 1 to 780 and encodes 259 amino acids. The transcript has 2 exons.
AUGGCAGAGAUCAAGCGGCCAGUUGGCCUUCUGUUUGACAUUGGAGGAGUGUGUGUUGUUUCACCGUUUCAAGCCAUUCUUGACUACGAGCUCGCACAAAACAUUCCACCUGGAUGGGUCAACUUCAGUAUCUCGCGAACAGCGCCGAACGGUAGCUGGCACCAGCUCGAGCGAGGCCACAUCAAGAUGGACGCCGACUUCUUCGCAGGGUUCAAUGCGGACCUAAGAAAUCCCGAUCUCUGGAAAGAAUUUCAUCAACAACUCCAGAAAAAACAAGGCAUCAGUGGCGCGCCCAUCCCUCCACUACCAAACGUGGAUGCAGAAUGGCUUUUCUGGGAGAUGAUGCGGAUAUCGCGCACGCCAGACCGAUAUAUGUACCCCGCUCUGAAGAAGUUGAGAGAGUCGGGGCAGUUCCUUAUGGGCGCUCUAUCCAACACUGUUAUAUUCCCCGACGGGCACGAAUAUAACAAUGUGUCUGACGUUAAGAAGCAAUUCGACUUCUUCAUCUCAUCGGCACACACGGGCCUCCGCAAGCCUGAUCCGAAAAUCUACCAAGUUGCAUUACAGGAAAUGGACACUCUAGCCAAGAACCGGGGACUGGGUGGUGUCAACCCUGAUGAUAUCGUGUUUUUCGAUGACAUUGGUGAGAACUUGAAGGGAGCAAAGAAAGCCGGCAUGCGCACGGUCAAAGUUGUUCUUGGAAAGACUGAAGAUGCGGUGAGAGAGCUGGAAAAGAUUACUGGUCUCCAGCUGUUCGAGGACGGCAAAGCGCGGUUGUGA